Cuculus canorus (common cuckoo) is the source of this 4918-nucleotide messenger RNA. It is a transcript of the gene PDS5A, whose product is annotated as PDS5 cohesin associated factor A. Gene Ontology annotation, biological process: mitotic sister chromatid cohesion; DNA repair. NCBI's taxonomy places the organism in Eukaryota, Metazoa, Chordata, Aves, Cuculiformes, Cuculidae. The transcript has 33 exons. The record is from RefSeq and is a predicted model, not a curated record. Bases 131 to 4354 code for a protein of 1407 amino acids. Gene Ontology annotation, cellular component: chromatin; nucleus.
CCCCGCCCUCCCCGCGCCCUCCCCGCGCAGGAGCCGCCGCGCCGCGGAGCAGGGACAGGCGGCGGCGGGAGCGGCCUGGGGGCGGCGGCGGCGCGGCGAGGCGAGGCCCCCCCGGCGCGGAGGCCGCUCCAUGCUGCGCCUUCCGGAGCCGCGUGAGAGGCCGGUAGAGGAGUGCGCAGAAGGAAAGUUUGUCACCGGUAGCGCCAGAAUGGACUUCCCUGCUGCCCAACCAAAACCUGCUGCCGACGGGAAAAUCAUCUUCUACCCUCCGGGAGUGAAGGAGAUCACCGACAAAAUCACCAACGAUGAAGUGGUUAAACGGUUAAAGAUGGUGGUAAAAACCUUCAUGGAUAUGGACCAGGACUCAGAGGAUGAGAAGCAGCAGUAUCUCCCAUUAGCCUUGCACCUUGCAUCUGAAUUCUUCCUCAGGAAUCCCAAUAAAGAUGUGCGCCUCCUUGUAGCAUGUUGCUUGGCUGAUAUCUUUCGUAUAUAUGCUCCUGAAGCUCCAUAUACUUCCCAUGACAAACUUAAGGACAUAUUCUUGUUUAUUACAAGACAACUAAAAGGCUUGGAGGACACAAAGAGCCCUCAAUUUAACAGAUACUUUUACUUGUUAGAGAAUUUAGCUUGGGUUAAAUCUUACAACAUCUGCUUUGAGUUGGAAGAUUGCAAUGAAAUUUUUAUUCAGCUUUUUAGGACUCUUUUUUCAGUUAUCAAUAAUAGCCACAACCAGAAGGUACAAAUGCAUAUGUUGGAUUUGAUGAGUUCUAUCAUCAUGGAAGGCGAUGGAGUAACUCAGGAGCUGCUGGACUCCAUUUUGAUUAACCUCAUUCCUGCACACAAGAACCUUAAUAAACAAGCAUUUGAUCUUGCAAAAGUCCUGUUGAAAAGGACCGUCCAGACCAUUGAACCCUGUAUUGCCAAUUUUUUUAACCAGGUUCUGGUACUGGGAAAGUCUUCAGUAAGUGACUUAUCAGAACAUGUGUUUGAUUUGAUACAAGAGCUUUUUGCCAUAGAUCCUCACUUACUGCUGUCUGUCAUGCCACAGCUUGAAUUCAAGCUGAAGAGCAAUGAUGGAGAAGAACGUUUAGCUGUUGUUCGACUUCUGGCUAAACUCUUUGGCUCCAAAGAUUCUGAUCUGGCCACACAAAAUCGUCCUCUUUGGCAGUGCUUUCUUGGGCGGUUCAAUGAUAUCCAUGUCCCUGUGAGAUUAGAGAGUGUGAAAUUCGCCAGUCAUUGUUUAAUGAACCAUCCAGACUUAGCAAAAGACCUCACUGAAUAUUUGAAGGUUAGAUCACAUGACCCAGAAGAAGCCAUUCGACAUGAUGUUAUUGUUACAAUUAUUACUGCGGGCAAGAGAGAUCUUUCUUUAGUCAAUGACCAGCUGCUUGGCUUUGUAAGGGAAAGAACACUAGACAAACGGUGGCGAGUAAGAAAAGAAGCUAUGAUGGGUCUUGCCCAGCUAUACAAGAAGUAUUGUCUUCAUGCCGAAGCUGGAAAAGAUGCUGCAGAGAAAGUGAGCUGGAUAAAGGAUAAACUUUUACACAUAUAUUAUCAAAAUAGCAUUGAUGACAAAUUACUGGUAGAGAAAAUCUUUGCUCAGUAUCUAGUUCCACACAAUUUGGAAACAGAAGAGCGAAUGAAGUGUUUGUACUAUUUGUAUGCUAGCUUGGAUCCAAAUGCUGUCAAAGCACUGAAUGAGAUGUGGAAGUGCCAGAACAUGCUAAGGAGUCACGUACGAGAAUUACUAGACUUGCAUAAGCAACCCACUUCAGAAGCAAACAGUGCUGCCAUGUUUGGAAAGCUGAUGACCAUAGCAAAAAACCUUCCAGAUCCUGGAAAAGCACAAGAUUUUGUGAAGAAAUUCAACCAGGUUCUGGGUGAUGAUGAGAAACUUCGGUCUCAGCUUGAACUGUUAAUUAGCCCCACGUGUUCUUGUAAACAGGCUGAUGUCUGUGUGAGAGAGAUAGCCCGGAAACUUGCAAAUCCUAAACAACCAACAAAUCCUUUUCUGGAAAUGGUCAAAUUUCUUUUGGAAAGAAUUGCCCCUGUACAUAUUGACUCAGAAGCCAUUAGUGCACUAGUAAAAUUAAUGAAUAAAUCCAUAGAGGGGACAGCUGACGAUGAAGAGGAGGGUGUAAGUCCUGAUACUGCUAUACGUGCAGGACUUGAACUUCUCAAGGUUCUGUCCUUUACACAUCCUACCUCGUUCCACUCUGCAGAGACCUAUGAGUCUCUGCUGCAGUGCCUCAGGAUGGAAGAUGAUAAGGUAGCUGAGGCAGCCAUACAGAUUUUCAGAAACACAGGUCACAAAAUAGAAACAGACCUGCCACAGAUAAGAUCAACGCUAAUUCCGAUUUUGCAUCAGAAAGCAAAAAGAGGUACUCCUCAUCAGGCAAAACAAGCUGUUCACUGUAUACAUGCCAUAUUUUCAAAUAAAGAAGUGCAGCUUGCACAGAUCUUUGAGCCUCUUAGUAGAAGUUUGAAUGCCGAUGUACCAGAACAACUUAUAACUCCAUUAGUCUCAUUGGGUCAUAUUUCUAUGUUGGCUCCAGACCAAUUUGCUUCUCCAAUGAAAUCUGUUGUUGCAAAUUUCAUUGUGAAAGAUCUCCUAAUGAAUGAUAGGUCAACAGGUGAGAAAAAUGGAAAAUUGUGGUCUCCAGAUGAAGAAGUUUCUCCAGAAGUACUAGCAAAGGUGCAAGCAAUUAAACUUUUGGUACGCUGGCUGUUGGGUAUGAAAAACAACCAGUCAAAAUCUGCAAAUUCCACACUCCGGUUAUUAUCAGCUAUGCUCGUCAGUGAAGGAGACUUGACAGAACAGAAGCGAAUCAGUAAAUCGGAUAUGUCUCGACUGCGAUUAGCCGCUGGUAGUGCAAUAAUGAAGCUUGCACAGGAACCCUGUUACCAUGAAAUAAUUACCCCAGAACAGUUCCAGCUCUGUGCACUUGUCAUUAAUGAUGAGUGCUACCAAGUGAGGCAGAUAUUUGCCCAGAAACUGCAUAAGGCACUUGUGAAAUUACUCCUUCCUUUGGAAUAUAUGGCAAUCUUUGCUUUGUGUGCCAAAGACCCUGUGAAAGAGAGAAGAGCACAUGCCAGACAGUGCUUACUCAAAAACAUCAGUAUACGAAGAGAAUAUAUUAAGCAGAAUCCUAUGGCUAAUGAAAAAUUGCUGUCCUUGCUGCCUGAAUAUGUGGUACCGUAUAUGAUUCACUUACUGGCACAUGAUCCAGAUUUCACAAAACCUCAGGAUGUUGAUCAGCUUCGUGAUGUCAAAGAGUGCCUGUGGUUCAUGCUUGAAGUUUUAAUGACAAAGAAUGAGAACAAUAGUCAUGCUUUCAUGAAAAAGAUGGCAGAAAACAUCAAGCUUACCCGAGAUGCUCAGUCUCCGGAUGAGCCAAAGGCAAAUGAAAAACUUUAUACAGUAUGUGAUGUAGCACUGUGUGUCAUCAACAGCAAAAGUGCUUUGUGCAAUGCAGAUUCACCGAAGGAUCCUGUAUUGCCAACCAAAUUUUUUACACAGCCUGAAAAGGACUUCUGCAAUGACAGGAAUUACAUUUCAGAGGAGACAAGGGUUCUUCUUUUGACAGGAAAGCCAAAACCAACUGGUGUACUGGGUACAGUAAAUAAACCAUUAUCUGCGGCUGGAAGGAGACCGUAUAUUAGAACUACAGGAUCAGAGACUGGAAGCAAUAUCAGUGUAAACUCUGAGCUGAGCUCUUCUGCAGGAAACAGAUCAAGGGAACAAAGUUCGGAUAUAUCAGAAACUGGGGUCAGUGAAAAUGAUGAAAAUCCUGUGAGGAUUAUUUCAGUCACACCAGCAAAGACAGAACCUGUGAAAAACAAGGAGAUUAAUUCUGAUCAGGCUACACAAGGAAACAGCACUGAACGUGGGAAAAAAAGAACAGCAACAGCAGCUGGAACUGAGAAUAUUCAUCAAAAACCAGAAGAAAAAAAUGUAGAUGAAACAGGACCAUCGCUCGCAGCAAAAACCAGGAGAGGGCGUCUACUCAAACCUGAACCUCAGGGUACCACUGCAAAAAAUGAAGAAGCAAAUAAACAACCUGUCAGAGGAAGGAAAAGGGCAGCAGGCAGUCAAGAAAGUCCAGGGAGUUUAGAGGCAGGUAACGCCAAAGCACCAAAACAGCAAGACACAGCAAAAAAGCCAGCAGCAGCACAGAGACAAAUUGAUCUACAAAGAAGCCAGGUGCUUGGAAGUGAUGGAGAUUCACUGUUGGAGAUAGACUCAAGUCCAGAAUAUUCCCAAAAUGCAAUGGAUCUGUUUAAGGCCUGUGGGAACAGCCAGGAAGAUACUGAGGACACAGAGAUAGCAGAGGGAGGCUUCCUUAAGGUCUAGCAGGCAUCUUAUAUAGGACAAUUUUGUAUUUAUUGUAGCUUAUACAGUAAGGAAUCAAAGGAAUUUGUCUGUCAUCUAGAAAAAUGUAUGUAAAAAUAGCUGUGUCUUAUAGGGAUUUUUGCUUUUAAGUAGACACGUACAAGUUACUGUAAAUAUUUGAAAAACAUUUGAAGUAGUGCUUGUUCUUAAGCGAGACAAGCUAUUUUUAUAAACCUGAGUAAUUAAAUACAGUUAAUUAGAAACUUUCUUAUUUUCUGAUUCCAGUGAAAACUAUGAAUAAAUGUAUUUCUGUUCAUACUGUAAAAACAUUACUCAGUUAUGGGUUCAUUAUUAUUCAGCUUGUGUAUUUCCAAGUGUGUUUAUCAGGAAGUUGUGCUAUGCAAUAAGGAAAUUCUUUUGUAUCUUUUCAACAAUAACAUACUUGAAUAUAAGAUGGAGUUGGAAGAAUCGUAGUAUAAAGAGUGUAAAAGCUAAAAUGUAAAUUAUACAGAUAGGAUUUUUUAUUCAGGAUCGGUUGUGAUUUCUAUGUCCUUACAAUUAACUUCUGUUUCCUUUUGUCCCCCC